CGAACCGUCGAGCCGGUUCAACAGUGUUCUGUACAGCUCCUGCAGUUAUCUGAAAAAAAUGUAAAGUGCGCUAAGACCGCCGAGUACUAAGUGAGACUAUUCGCAUAGAAAUCUUUCUUCUACCCUCCUCUUGGAUUUCAAACACAUCUCACCCUCGAAUAUUUCAAACCGGCGACGCUGCCAAAGAAUCCGAACGUACCCAACAGUUUCAGCUUAAACUAAAUAAAAUACUCUAGCAAUAAACAACCAUUCGACUUCUUCCGGAUCGGCCGCCACCAACCGAAAAAGAAAACACUAAACUAUACCCUCGAAAUAAAAGGUCGAUUGGCUGCAGUAUACGAGGGGGACCAUACCUGACCAUCAGAAUGAAUCAUGGCGCAGCUAUCGUCACCGCGCCUGCGCCACUACAGGACGAUGACGGCCAUAUGCUUCGUCUGCAACCUACCGAUCCACUCCUAUCAAGUGGGAUUGGUAUGGCAGGGUGGAAACGGAUGGGACGAUUUAGUCCGGGAACAAGUAGAGGAAUCUACUAUCCGUCAGCGUCUUGGAGGCAGGCGAGAUUCCGCAGCUCAAAUUUCGAGCAUCUCUCCACCGACGGAGACGCAAGAAACGUCACCCCCGCAAACUGGCCCACCGCGAAGGCGUCGUUCUUCUCUCGCUCAAUUGACCGACAUCCUACGAGAAUGGGGUGGUUCCACAAAACGACAAAAAGCACCGCUGUGCAGACGGGAAACGCUGGCGGAUCUAGCCAGGAGUCUACCUUGGGGCAGACAGACGACCACAGAGCAAGGAUCUACUCCUAGUAUCACGACAUCAAGGAAAAGAAGGGAAUCUAGCGCAGACUCGGGCAUCAAAAGUCUCUCAAAUAAGUCUAGAAGGGAUUCCCAUCAAACAGCUUUGUCUGAUUUUCGAUCGGAAGUUGCUAAAUUAUGGCAAAGGAGGGAGAGUAAUACCACAACUACGGUGAUAACGGCCAGCUCUACACCGAGGAGAGAUUCUGGAGAAUCAAGUAGGAGUCGAAGGGAUUCAGCUAGUCAUGGAACUUCAAGGAGAGGUUCUGGAGAAAGUGGAAAAAGUAGCAGGAGGGAUUCAACCCAAUUAGCAACACCACCACCUAAAGUCGUAGCUGCUCAUAGAAAAAGAAGAGAUUCCAAAACUCUAAACGAUGCUAGUUACUACAGGCAAGAACAAAGACCAUCCACUUCUUCCACAGCUUCGGAUGCUGGACAACCUGGGCUUCCUUCUUUACCAGUUAAUCCACCAACUACUUGUAGUAUUGCCACCGAUACAAACAACCAUACUCUUCCUCCUCCAACAAUAAUAACUUCCAGUGUCACCCCUCCAGCUACUUCUCCAACAGUUCAAGCAACUACCCCAACUCACCCUUUAUUAUCAACAAGACGAGAUUCUACAACUCAAUGUGGACGUUUAGGCCGAAGAGAUUCUCGGUCUCACGCCUCUCCGGAACGGAGUUCAAAACUUUCUCGCCUUCAAAGACAAAAUACAGCUUACGACGAAAGUUGCCUACCACCGGGUGGCUGGAACCGAAGAGGGUCCCAACCUUCCGCCUUAAGCCCGGACGUGGACGACACAGGAAGAAAAGCACGUCGAGAUUCCUUAAGCCCCGACUCGGCAUCGCGGAGCCGAAGGGAUUCCAGGUCACAUCUCAGUCCGGAUCGAUCGGGCGAAAGGGAAUUGAGUCCAGUAAGAAGGACGAGUAGGCGAGGAAGACUUCGUAGACAAUCAACAAGUAUAGCGCGGGGUCAUGGUCAUCGAUCACCAGAUUCAUCAAGCUGUUCCUCCAGGGAUCCAAGUCCUUGCAAUAGACCGAUACCACCACCUCCAGAAACUCAUCGACCUACCAUUCGAAGGCAAUCCACCACCGAAGAAAUUCUCAUUGCUAGAGGAUUUCGAAGGCAGAGCACAACGGAAGAAAUGAUUCGAUGCAGAAAUUUUAGAAGGCAAAGUUCUCAAAGUGAUGAUACUUCAAGGUAUCGAGGAAGGAGGGAUUCUUGUGCUCAAAUUAUCGAUGGAACUAUCGCUUCUAUGACUGUUGAAACAUCUUCGACUUUUUUUGAUUGUAGCACACAAACGGAACCAUCACCACUUUACGACAACAAUCAUUACCACGAGGAAUGCCUCCGGUGCAAUUCCUGCGGCCUGAACUUAACGGGCCCAAACCAGAAAAGGGCUCGUCGUUUCAAAAACCAGAUCCUCUGCGACCUGCAUUUCGCUGAUGUGGCCCUCAUGGAGUGCUCGGACUUUAUGCAGCAGCUGCGGUCCUUCAAACCGCAGUCGCUCGGUUGUGCCGUUGCCAGAAGAAAAUCAUCCACAACAUUGAUCUUCCCUUUACCUCCACAAGCGUGUUCUGAUGAAUUUUGCGAAGAAUUUCCACAUAAUUUCCAUCCAACUCCGGGUUAUUGGAUCGAAUGUUCGCGACAAAAGAUAGCUUCCGAUACGAUUUGGGACGAAAGCGAAUCCGAUCACGAUCUUCAAGAAGGCGACGAGGACGAUAGGAAUGACGGUAUAGAUCAAGAGAAUGGGCCUAGAUCCAAAACUAGAGAUCAUCACAGUUGCAAUGAGUUGUAUGAAGACGAUGAAGAAGAUGAUAUGUCAUCACCUAGAAAGAAAACAACGAUAGAAGAGCAAUGGGAAAAAAAUCAAGGUUUUGAAUUGACGAGUGUGGAACAGGAAACCUACGAGAAGUACUUUUACGCAACGGAACACUGGAACUAUUUUACGAACGAUGAGGAUUUAGGACCUGUUAUCUUGUCUAUAAAGCAAGAGACAUUAAAUUCAAGAGAUCAAUUUAGGAUAUUGGUUAGAGCUAUUAGCUACACAGUUCACGGCUUAAUACCCGCCAGUUGUGUAUUUGCCGAUCGGUACAAUAGGGAGGAGGUCGUCAGGUCGUUGGGAAAGGAGGUGAACAUCAACCCCCCUUUAACCCUCGGACAACUUCCUGACACGCCGGAAGAACUGUUGAAAUUAGACCAGGUUUUUAUUAAAUCCGAAUUAAAAGUGGGAGUAAUUUAUGUGAAAGAAGGUCAAUAUUCCGAGGAAGAAAUUCUUGAUAACAAUGACAAUUCGUUACUUUUCGAAGAAUUUUUACAAAUUCUUGGCGAAAGGGUCCGUUUAAAAGGGUUUGAUAAAUAUAAAGGUGGUUUGGAUACCGUUCACGAUUUAACAGGUCUUUAUUCCGUUUAUACAAACUGGAGAAGUAUUGAAAUUAUGUUCCAUGUGAGUACGUUGCUUCCUUACGAAAAACAUGACCCCCAAAAACUGCAAAGAAAGCGCCACAUCGGCAACGAUAUAGUUUGCGUAGUCUUUUUGGAAGCUGAUAACACAUCGUUUUCACCUUCUUGUAUAAAAAGCCAUUUUCUGCAUACGUUUAUCUUAGUAAGGACAUCGCCGAGGAUAAAAAGAAAACCGACGAGAUAUGAAGUGUCCGUUGUUACCAGAGAUGAAGUAGGAGCUUAUAAACCCUAUUUAUGGGAACAAAGUGUUUUUGAUAAAGGCCCUAUGUUUAGAGAAUGGCUUUUAACUAAAAUUGUGAACGGAGAAAGAGCUAGUUAUUCAGCACCGAAAUUUGCGCGAAUGCAAGAGAGAACUCGAUCUCAAAUGUUGGAGGAUAUCGUAGCUAAUUUGCAGAAUCAUGCGGAAACUGGACAAAUACCUAAACCUUAUAGGAGAGGUUCUUGGAGACCUAUUGGACAUAUGAGACCAUCAUCACCUUUAUUAGAUAGUGUUCGAGAUCAAUUUGAAGAUUACGAUCAAUUAGCGAAAGAUUUUACGAGGAUGUUCUUAAACAGCAAUGAAAAUACAUUAGCUAAUUCGCAACUAUUUGACGUGGUUUUUAUGGUGGGCCAAUCAAAACAAAAAACGAAAUUUAUUGGCGUUAGAGCUAUUCUUGGAGUAAGAAGUCGAGUAUUCCAAGAAAUGUUAUACGGAAUCCAAACGGGUUUUGGCUCCCCUCAAGUUCCCGUUGCUGAAUUAUUAGCAAGACCAGUGCCAACCCUUCUCAGCCCACAACAAUCAAGACCGAAAAGCAGCAAUUUCCUUCAAGUUCCCGACAUCGAAUCACCUCGUCCAAAAAGUGUCCCAUCGUCGCCGAUGGUAAAAAGGGCAUUCUCUAGAUUAGGAACUAUAACAGCCGGAUGGGGGCGAUCAAUUCGAAAAUCUAACGCUCAACAAUUAACGGUCGACGAUAAAAAGAAAUGGGCUAGUAGCCAUGAUUGUUCGAAUAAAGAUGGAAAAGACAAAGAAGGAAAAGAUAAACCAACAGCACAACAACUUCCAGUACCGAGAUUAAGCGUUUGCGCCGAUGCACAAAAAGUCGAUAGAGCUAAAUUAGCUCAAACGGAAUUUUCAAUUAUCGAAUUCGAUCCGGAUACUUUUCGUAUUCUUCUAGAUUAUUUACAUACCGGUUCGUGUCCGUUAACUUGUUCUACAAUACCCGGUUUAAUAUGCGCUGCUGAACAUUACGAUUUACCGGAGUUAUUACAAGCUUGCUUCCAUCAUGCCAAACAAUUCUUAAGAAUCGAUGUGGUGUGCUGCAUGUUGUGUUCAUUAGAAAAUUAUUAUUGGAGAUAUACUUCCGCUUCGGAGUUAGUGAAUAUGAUAAUGGCUUUUGUCGAAACAAGAGCUUACACUUUAUUUCAAACAUCCGAAUUUUUAACGUUAAGUGAAAGCAUGGUACAAAUGAUAAUGUGUAGAAACUUAGAAGUGGCUGAAGUAAUAAAAUUUGAAGCAAUGUUAAGCUGGGCAAGACAUAAAAUCCGUACGAAAACAUCAAGUAAACUUGACGCAAAAUUAGAAUUUAAAUGUAUCAUGGAAAGAUUAGCGAGGGAUUUAAAACUUUAUAGAAUAUCACCCCAAGAACUAAUUAAGGUGGUAUUACCAUCAAAAGCGAUUAAAAACGAACGAAUCUUAGAAACUUUAAUGUUCCAAGCAAACACUGGAAUGUACAGAAUACAAGAUUCUUACAUAAAAGAGUGCACGCAACGCUUGCAAAAACAAGACUCAAGAUUCUCUGAAUGGGGUUCAUUUGAUAAUAGUGCAUAAAUAGGACAAUCAAAAUUAAUUGUUUUUGUUUAAAUAAAAAUAAGAAAGUGAAA
Onthophagus taurus is the source of this 5114-nucleotide messenger RNA. RefSeq names its product Rap GTPase activating protein radish (gene rsh). Gene Ontology annotation, molecular function: GTPase activator activity; protein binding. Gene Ontology annotation, cellular component: cytoplasm. The record is from RefSeq and is a predicted model, not a curated record. Lineage: Eukaryota; Metazoa; Arthropoda; Insecta; Coleoptera; Scarabaeidae. Gene Ontology annotation, biological process: regulation of small GTPase mediated signal transduction.